UCCGAGAGCGACAGUCUGACAGUGGGACCUCAGCCUCCAGCUGCCUCCAGCACAGAGCGAAUCGCACAGUCCGGCCGAUCAGUCCAAGACCGCCAUGGCGAAGCAGGCCGUCUCCCUCGUGCUUCUCGCGCUCUGCGCAGCCAGCCUCGCCGCAAGGCUGCCCGGGUCGUGGCCCACCUGCCAGUACAAGGACCCCAACUUCAACAAGUGCCUGUCGUCGAGCAUCGAAAAGGUGGUCUACCUGCUGAAGGACGGCGACAAGCAGCUCGGCCUGAACCCCAUCGGGCCGCUCAAGGUGGACGAGAUGACCCUGGACCUGGGCUCCGGACCCUUCUCCCUCCUGCUCAACGCCAAGGACAUCAGCUUCCAGGGGCUGGAGAAGACGACGUUCAAGGAGGCCUCGGUGGACAUGGACAAGCACGAGAUCAAGCUGAAGGCCUUCACGCCCAACAUGCGGCUGGACUUCAUGUACCAGGCCAGCGGCAAGAUCCUCGUCAUCGCCGUCAAGGGUGACGGCCCCGCGAACAUCGAGCUCGACGCCCCCACCACCGACGUCGUCAUCAAGGGCGAGCCGUUCCAGAAGAAGGGCAAGACCUACUGGAACAUCACCGACUUCAAGAUCGACAUCGCGCCCACCCACAUGAAGAGCCACUUCCACGAGCUGCUCAAGGGCAACGCCGCCGUCAGCGAGCAGGUCAACGGCUUCCUCAACAGCGACUGGAAGCUGUUCUUCCAGCAGAUCAAGGGCCCCGCCGAGGAGGCGUUCGGACAGAUCUUCAAGAGCAUGGCGCAGCGGGUGUUCAGCCGCGUCCCCAUCAACGACAUCUUCCUCGACUAAGUCACCCCCCCACGUCACCUUCGCAUCCUCCUCCAUCGACCACAACGUUCCUACCUCGAGUUUCAUACCAACACGCCAUUCUUUGUAAAUUCGCAAAACCAAUAAAUUGUUGUUCUAUUUAUAGAAAAUUGAAA
Thrips palmi is the source of this 972-nucleotide messenger RNA. Its product is annotated as protein takeout-like. Bases 95 to 838 code for a protein of 247 amino acids. The transcript has 6 exons. NCBI's taxonomy places the organism in Eukaryota, Metazoa, Arthropoda, Insecta, Thysanoptera, Thripidae. The record is from RefSeq and is a predicted model, not a curated record.